Molecule: messenger RNA, 1074 nt
Organism: Colletotrichum aenigma
Lineage: Eukaryota; Fungi; Ascomycota; Sordariomycetes; Glomerellales; Glomerellaceae
Gene: dao1-0
Product: D-amino-acid oxidase
Exons: 5
Coding region: 1-1074 (357 amino acids)
Molecular function (GO): D-amino-acid oxidase activity; FAD binding
Source: RefSeq, a predicted model, not a curated record
AUGCCCGCUGAAAGCAUUGUAAUUGUUGGCGCAGGCAUCAUCGGCCUGGACGUUGCACUGGUGUUGGCAAAGGCAGGCCUCGGUAAAUCUACUACGGUCGACGAUGCAAACUCAUUGAACCAGUCAAGUGAUCCAGACAAAGACAUGGCUGACUCAAUCAGGGCCGGCUGCAACUUUUCAGCCAUCUCCGGCAGCGAUGCCAACGCGUUGAGAUGGGAUCGCGUCGGUUACUCCCAUCUCUGCAAGCUGGCAUCUGAGACAGAAGAAAAGGCGUUCGUGGAGAGAACUCCAUCUAUCGAAAUGUGGGAUGAAGAGAUUCCCCACGAAAAGAUAAAGCACAUGUCUGACUACCUUGAGGAUUUCAAAGUUUUGCCUCAAGAGGAACUUCCAGAAGGCGUCAAAUUUGCUGUGUCUUUCACCACUUUGACUGUGAAUGCGCCUGCAUAUCUCCUCUACCUUUACCGGACGCUGAAGGACCGUUAUGGUGUACGUUUCAUCCGGCAAAAGGUUCCCGAUAUUCAAUCCGGCUUCAUCAGCCUCGACACAAAGGUCGUGUUCAACUGCACUGGUAACGCAGCCAAGACACUAUCCGGCGUCGAAGACCAACGCUGCUACCCAACCAGAGGCCAGGUUGUGUUGGUCAGAGCACCGCAAGUCCGAACAAAUGUAAUGAGGCACGGCAAGAACUACGAGACCUACGUGAUCCCACGGCCUGGAUCAAACGGGAAUGCCAUAUUGGGAGGAUACAUGCAGAAGGGAAGUGGUGACGGUGCUACAUACUAUCAUGAGACCAUCUCCAUUAUGGAUCGGACCCACAAGUUGAGUAGCGAGCUUCGUGAGAAGGAUUCUGAAGUACUUGCGAUUGUUGCUGGGCUAAGGCCCUCACGAGAAGGCGGUGCUCGCGUCGAGGGUGUUGAGGUUGACGUAGGUGGGAGGCAGGGUUUGAUCGUACAUAAUUACGGAGCUGGAGGUACUGGGUUUCAGGCUGGAUACGGCAUGGCGUUGGAGGCAGUCGAGGCUGCUGCGACCGCUUUGAAAGAUAUACAGCAUGCAGGCUUAAAGUCACGCCUGUGA